Messenger RNA from Tarenaya hassleriana, 1733 nucleotides. Its product is annotated as actin-related protein 4. Gene Ontology annotation, biological process: regulation of transcription by RNA polymerase II. Gene Ontology annotation, cellular component: NuA4 histone acetyltransferase complex; SWI/SNF complex. Gene Ontology annotation, molecular function: chromatin binding. The transcript is spliced from 20 exons. The record is from RefSeq and is a predicted model, not a curated record. NCBI's taxonomy places the organism in Eukaryota, Viridiplantae, Streptophyta, Magnoliopsida, Brassicales, Cleomaceae. The coding region runs from base 131 to 1456 and encodes 441 amino acids.
GGUGGAUCUGAAAUUACAGAGACCCGAGCAAAUUCGUCUUCUUUCGUCAAUUCAAACCCCCGAUACAUCCAUCUCUUCUGUGCUAAAACCCUCCGGCGAUUCUCUCCGUCUCUCUCAUUUCUCAGCAGCCAUGUACGGCGGAGAUGAAGUGUCAGCUAUUGUAGUUGACUUGGGUUCUCAUACUUGCAAAGCUGGUUACGCCGGCGAAGAUGCUCCCAAGGCUGUUUUUCCCUCUGUUGUCGGAGCAAUAGACAGAAUGGAUAUUGAUGAUGCUACAAAGGCAAAUUCUAAUACGGAGGAUUCGAAGAACAGUGCUGUUGAUUCUGAUAAAGGAAAAGGAGGCAAACGCAAGCUGUAUGUAGGGUCUCAAGCCCUGGGAUUUCGACGUGAUCAUAUGGAGAUAUUGUCACCCAUAAAAGAUGGCAUAGUUGCUGAUUGGGACAUUGUUGACAAUAUAUGGGAACACGCUUUCAAGGAUUGUCUACUGAUUGAUCCUAAGGAGCAUCCAAUGCUGUUAGCAGAGCCGUCUUCAAACACACAACAGCAAAGAGAGAAGGCAGCAGAGCUGAUGUUUGAAGAAUACAAAAUUCCAGCAUUGUUUACCGCCAAGAAUGCUGUUCUCACAUCUUUUGCAUCAGGACGUGCUACCUCUCUGGUUGUUGACUGUGGUGGAGGGUCCACAACGAUUGCUCCGGUGCAUGAUGGUUAUGUUCUUCAAAAGGCUGUCAUUUCAUCUCCAAUUGGAGGAGAGUUUCUCACUGAUUGCUUACUGAAAAGCUUGGAGAGUAAAGGCACUAAAAUAAGACCCAGAUACUCUUUCAAGAGAAAAGAAAUACGACCAGGAGAGUUUCAGGUGGUAGAUGUAGAUCUUCCUGAUACAACAGAAACCUACAGACUCUUCUGCCAAAGGAUGAUAGUGAGUGAUAUCAAGGAAUCUGUUUGCCGUGUCCCAGAUACUCCUUAUGAUGACACUUCAUAUUCAAACAUUCCGAUGACAUCAUACGAGCUUCCUGAUGGCCAGACACUUGAAAUUGGUGCAGACAGAUUCAAAAUUCCUGAUGUGAUGUUCAACCCAUUCCUGGUUCAGACAAUUCCUGGAAUGGAGAAUUACACGGGCAUGCUUCCAUCAAUCCGUGGGUUGCCACACAUGGUCAUAGAGAGCAUCAACAAAUGUGAUGUUGAUAUUAGGAGAGAGUUGUAUAGUAGCAUACUGCUUGCUGGUGGCACGGCUUCAAUGCAACAGCUGAAAGAACGUCUGGAGAAGGAUUUGCUUGAAGAGUCUCCUCAAUCAGCUCGAGUCAAAGUGUUGGCAAGUGGUAACACAACAGAAAGAAGAUUCAGCGUAUGGAUAGGAGGGAGCAUAUUGGCAUCGCUCGGCUCAUUCCAGCAAAUGUGGUUCUCCAAAUCUGAGUACGAGGAACAUGGAGCUUCGUACAUUCAGAGGAAAUGCCCUUAAGCAAGGAUGCGGAUCAUGUGUUCCUUUUCCGUCAAGAAACCUUUAGAUUUGAGCCAGAAUCUCUAGGCAUUGUGUAGAAAACCAUCAUGUUCUUUGUGGGUUUAGUAAGUUAUCUUUUGUGGAUCUGGGAUUCGGCAUUGACAAAAUGGUAUUUGCAGAAUUCCGACCACACGUAGUUGCUGUUUUACCAAAUCAUUUGCCGUAACUGUAACGUGCCUGACUUGUUUGUCGACGUUUUCUGCUUUCUUGAAACAGAUACGGAACAUAUAUAUAUACA